Messenger RNA from Capronia coronata CBS 617.96, 2583 nucleotides. RefSeq lists its product as uncharacterized. The record is from RefSeq and is a predicted model, not a curated record. The transcript has a single exon. The coding region runs from base 1 to 2583 and encodes 860 amino acids. Gene Ontology annotation, molecular function: carboxypeptidase activity. NCBI's taxonomy places the organism in Eukaryota, Fungi, Ascomycota, Eurotiomycetes, Chaetothyriales, Herpotrichiellaceae.
AUGGUUGACGAAAAGGUCCGCUACGAACACCUGCCCAUCCCUACCUAUGAGGAGGCCACCUCAUCUCGGCCGGUUUCCUCGCAAUCGCGACUCGGUCCCGAAGAGAUCAGCGACGAUGCCGAACGGCAAGGUCUCCUCCGCCCUGGGUCGAACGGCAAUUACCAACCACCAACCAUCGAGUCUGUCCGGCCGAGUCUAGACUCGCUCGAUGGCAUUGAACACGAUGGCGAAGACGAAGUGCGGAGGGAGAUGGAACAAAUGGAGAUUGAAGAUCCUCAGAGCGAUGCCGCCGCAACCCGAUCCCUUCUUCGAUACCGGCUCUCCAAGCGCUUCUCCAGCUUCACCAAUUCCUUCUCCUCGCUCUCCCUCCCCUCCUUCCGCCAGUACCUCUCGAAGUUGGCAUGGCCCCGGAUCAACUACCAGCAGCUAGAGGCGAACCGCGUCGUCAUUAUCGGACGAUUGUUUGGUGUCUUUCUGAUCAUGGGCGUUCUGUACGCCCUGAUAGCCUCCGACGUCUUGUCGUUUACCAAGAACAGAAUGGGCAUAGGUCAGAUGUAUGACCCGGAAUCCGUGCGAGUAUUCGUACAAAAGCAUAUGAACGGGCAUGGUCACAUGCAGAAAUACUUGGAGCACAUUACGGACUUUCCGCAUGUGGCGGGUACCGAAGGCAAUUAUGUUCUUGGAGAAUGGGUGGCCGAGCUCUUCAAAUCUUCAGACCUGGAAGACGUAAACAUGGAAAGAUUUGAUGUCUAUCUAAACUAUCCCCGGAAAGACGGGAGGAGAGUCGCAAUCGUGGAACCCGAAGAUUUGAAAUGGGAGGCCAGGGUGGAAGAGGAUCAAGAACAAUCGUACGUCUUCCACGGGCAUUCGAAAAGCGGCGAUGUGACUGGUCCUCUGGUGUACGCCAACUUUGGUUCCAGGGCCGACUUCAAGACGCUGGCCGAGAGUGGAAUCUCGGUCAAAGAUGCGAUUGUCCUUGUUCGGUAUUACGGUUCUGAAGGCGACCGCGCGCUGAAGGUCAAAGCUGCCGAGCUGGCCGGCGCAUCUGGCUGCAUCAUUUACUCGGAUCCUGCACAAGACGGCUUCGUUGUGGGCCCAACAUUUCCGGAGGGUCGAUUUAUGCCGGAAGACGGUGUCCAGCGUGGAGCCGUCAGUCUGAUGUCUUGGGUGGUGGGAGAUGUACUCACCCCGGGCUGGGCUUCAACUCCUUCGAACCAAGAACGGUUGAAUCCGGAAGACAGCCCCGGACUCAAUCGGAUUCCCUCGAUUCCGAUAUCCUGGAAUGAUGCGAAACACUUGCUGGAAGCGAUCAAGGGCCAUGGCAAGCAAAUGACCGAUACUUGGCAGGGUACCCCAAACACAGAAUACUGGACUGGGGAUCAGACUUCACCCAGGGUCAACCUCAAAAACAUCCAGGAUGAGGAGGUGCGGCAGCCGAUCUACAACGUGCUCGGUAAGAUUACAGGCUGGGAAGAACCCAAAAACAAAGUUGUCGUGGGCAACCACCGGGAUGCCUGGUGUACAGGUGCCGCCGAUCCCGGCAGUGGAACGGCAAUCAUGCUAGAAGUCAUCCGCAUCUUUGGCGAGCUGCGCAAACUCGGAUGGCGACCACUGCGAACCAUUGAAUUCGCCAGCUGGGAUGGUGAAGAGUAUAAUCUGAUCGGGAGCACAGAGCAUGUCGAGGAUCGUCUAGCCGAGCUUCGCGAAGACGCGGUGGCCUAUGUCAAUGUUGACGUCGGUGUCACAGGCACCGACUUCCAUGCAGCAGCAUCGCCGGUUUUCGCACGAAUGCUGGAACAUGUUCUCGACCGGGUCGGCGAUCCAGACACGGGCCACACGAUCCGUGAGAUCUGGGAUGAAUCCAAUCGUGGCCUGGAAGGGCUGGGUGCGGGAAGCGAUUAUGUCGCCUUCCAAGAUAUCGCCGGCACCUCGUCGAUCGACAUGUCCUUCAAGGGACCGAAAUUCCCUUAUCACAGCUGCUACGACAAUUUCGAGUGGAUGUCGAAAUUCGGUGAUCCGGACUGGAAAUACCAUAAAACCAUGGGCGAGAUUUUGGCGUUGAUGAUCCUCGAACUGGCGGACAAGCCAUUAUUGCCAUUCGACCUGAGCGGAUACGCAAAAGACAUCUCGAAAUACAUCGAAGACUUGGACACCUAUGCAAAGUCCGCCCCGACCGCGAAUGACCAGAACCCCGUGAACCUCGCCCCUCUUCGUGAAGCUUCGGACCUGUUCGCCCAGGAAGCCGACACGUUCCACCUAUUCGACAACACCUGGCGCAACUUUGUCUUUGGUGCAGGCGGCUUUGAAACUACCGCCAUGGGAAACGCCCGCGGCCAACAUAACAGUCGCAUGGCGCAUUUCGAAACCGACCUUCUCGAUCUGAGCGAGGGCGGCGGCCUCGCCAACCGCACGCAGUUCAAGCAUGUCCUCUUCGCACCGCAGGCCUGGUCGGGCUACGAUGAAGCCUAUUUCCCGGGGAUCCGUGAUGCCAUCGAUGCCGCGGACUGGGUGGAGGCGCAGCACCAGGUUGAGAAGGUGGCGGGGAUUCUGGAGGCCGCUGCGAAGAAGUUGAAUGCCUCCUAA